This is a messenger RNA of Larimichthys crocea (large yellow croaker), 3893 nucleotides long. RefSeq names its product cadherin-18. Gene Ontology annotation, cellular component: adherens junction; plasma membrane; catenin complex. The record is from RefSeq and is a predicted model, not a curated record. The transcript is spliced from 12 exons. Gene Ontology annotation, molecular function: cadherin binding; calcium ion binding; beta-catenin binding. Gene Ontology annotation, biological process: cell migration; multicellular organism development; cell-cell adhesion mediated by cadherin. Bases 837 to 3224 code for a protein of 795 amino acids. NCBI's taxonomy places the organism in Eukaryota, Metazoa, Chordata, Actinopteri, Sciaenidae.
AACGUAUCCUUCCUGAUCACUAUCUUAUAUAAUCACGUGUUAACAGAGGAGCAGAGGAGGAGAGGGAGAUAAUAGAGAGAGAGGGAGAGAGAGGGGAGGUGGAAGGGAGACGCACAGGGAGGUCGGUCCGAACCUGAUGGCCGUGGAUUGAUCUGAGGACCGACCAAUCAGGUGCCUUCCUCGGCUCGAGCCGCCGCAGUAGCCGGGCAGGAUUGGAGGACGCUCCGGAGGAGAGAUGCGCACACGAGCCCCGGCUCUGCUCGCUCGUCCCGUUGCCCGCAAACACACACACACACACACACACACACACAGGCACACACACACGGGGAGAAAGAGAGAGUAUCGGCUCUCCACAAGCCGUGCAGCUCUGGAGAGGAUGGCAGCGGCUGCGGGAGGAAACUGAGAAAAGAACCGGGAGGAAAAUGAGGAACAAACUCAAAGUCGCGCGUGUUUUUCACCGUUAAUAAGCGGCGUGUGUCCAGGAGAGUGCACGCGGACAGGAAAUCCAGAAUGGCCUCUGGGAUUAACCUCUGCUCUUGGUAGAACUACCCAGAAGUUCACAUCAAUUUGCACAGAUCUCACAGUCUGGGAAAUUCCAUAAUGUAAAUGCAUCUUGCUCUUUUCUUUUUUUUUUGGUGAAACCUUCGGCUUUGGGCCAUGAACCUUAGAGGAUCUACCAGGACCGCUAUUUCCUUCAUUUGGAUCUAGAUUCCUCUUUUGCCUGGACUACAGCACGGGCCUGCAGCGGUGGCUAGUGGUGGCGGCUGCGGCGGCGGUGGUGGAAGGACCUUACCACCUUGGAACACGGGGAUAACUUUACAAAAGCAAGCGCCACUAUGAGGAUAUCCACCACCUCGUGUCUUUGUCCCUUUCUGGUCUGCCUCUGCUUCAUACAGAGGUGCUAUGGGGCGAGUCACCACGUCCCCGCCAAAGUGCCCUCCAAGAACCAGACCAAACUGGCCAACGGGGAGACGGAGGUGCACCACAGGCCCAAGCGUGGCUGGAUCUGGAAUCAGUUCUUUGUUUUAGAAGAACACAUGGGACCAGAAGCACAGUAUGUUGGAAAGCUUCACUCAAACUCAGAUAAAGGCGACGGAUCCGUCAGGUACAUUCUGGACGGGGAAGGAGCUGGAACUAUAUUUAUCAUCGAUGAAGUGACAGGAGAUAUUCAUGCCACUAAGAGCCUGGAUCGGGAAAGGAAAGCACAUUAUGUUCUGCAUGCACAAGCUUUGGACCGCCACACAGAGGAGGCCUUGGAACCAAAGUCGGAAUUCAUCAUCAAAGUACAAGACAUCAAUGACAAUGCACCCAAAUUUCCAGAUGGACCCUUUGUAGCUACGGUGCCUGAAAUGUCUGAAGUGGGCACUUCUGUGUUGCAAGUCACCGCGACUGAUGCUGACGAUCCCACCUACGGAAACAGUGCCAGGAUAGUCUACAGUAUUCUACAAGGACAGCCAUAUUUCUCCGUCGACCCCAAAACAGGAAUCAUCAGGACUGCCUUAGCUAACAUGGACCGGGAAGCCAGAGAACACUACACUGUUGUUAUCCAAGCCAAAGACAUGGCAGGCCAGGUCGGAGGCCUCUCUGGCUCAACCACCAUCAACAUCACUCUGACAGACAUCAACGACAACCCGCCCAAGUUUCCCCAAAAAAAUUACCAACUGUACGUCCCUGAAUCGGCUCAAGUGGGGAAACCGGUCGGGAAGAUCAAAGCCAAUGAUGAGGACCUCGGCAUCAAUGCAGACAUCAAGUACAGCAUCAUUAACUCGGAAGGGGCCACUAUGUUCUCCAUAUCCAUGGACAGAGACACAAGAGAGGGCAUCAUCAGCCUUAAAAAGCCUCUGAACUACGAGAGAAAGAAGACCUACACCCUCCACAUCGAGGGGGUGAAUACACAUGUGGAUCCUCGUUUUUCCUAUCUCGGUUCCUUCAAAGACACUGCCACGCUUAAAAUCACAGUUGGGGAUGUGGACGAAGCCCCUGUCUUUUCUAUAGAUCAUUAUAUCAUGGAUGUGUACGAGAACGCACCGGGUGGCACAGAGGUGGGCGCUGUAACGGCUCGAGAUCCUGACAGCAGGAACAGUCCUGUCAGGUAUUUCUUGGACAGCAAAGAGGAAGUAAGGAACUUCAGAAUCGAUGAAAGCAGCGGUGUUAUACGGACGACACAACCUCUCGACAGAGAAGACAUGUCUUGGCACAACAUCACCGUGAUGGCCUCGGAGAUCGACAACCCCGGCCUUCUCAGUCACGUCCCUGUUACCGUCCAGGUGCUGGACGUGAACGACAAUCCGCCAGAAAUAGCCACGGACGAGGAAGUCAUCGUGUGCGAGAGCUCAAGGCCGGGACAGGUGAUCCAGACUGUCACAGCGGUGGAUAAGGAUGACUUUGCCAAUGGACAGCGCUUUUCCUUCGCUUUGCCCAGCCAGCUCCCGGUUAAUCCCAACUUCACCCUGAAAGACAAUGAAGACAGCACGGCCAGCAUCAUUGCCAGGCGACGGCGUUUCAACCACCUGACCCAGGAGCUGUACGAGCUGCCCAUCGUCGUGUGGGACGGCGGGGAGCCGUCGCUGAGCGGCACCAGCACCUUGACCCUGCGGGUGUGCCCGUGCCAGCGCCACGGCAGGAUCCGGAUGUGCCAAGGCGAGGCGUUCCUGUCCUCCGCGGGUCUCAGCACGGGGGCACUGAUUGCCAUCCUGCUGUGCAUCGUCAUCCUGCUGGCCAUUGUGGUUCUCUUCAUCACUUUGAGGCGGAGCAAGAAAGAGCCUCUUAUCAUCUCCGAGGAGGACAUCCGAGAGAAUGUGGUCACCUACGAUGACGAGGGCGGAGGCGAGGAGGACACCGAGGCCUUCGACAUCAUCGCGCUUCGCAAUCCAGCCGCCGCCGAAGAGCUUAAGUUCCGGCGGGACGUACGACCGGACGUGAGGCAGCGCUGUGGCGCGUCCCGCAGCUGCCGGAGCCCGUCGGUGGAGCUGGACGAGGUGGACGUGCACGAGUUCAUCAAGCAGAGACUGGUGGAGGCCGACAUGGACACCAGCGUGCCGCCCUACGACUCCCUCCAGACCUACGCCUACGAGGGCCAGGGCUCACCCACAGGAUCCAUCAGUCCUUUAGACUCUCCCGGUACGCAAUCAGAGCAGGAUUAUAACUACCUGGACGACUGGGGGCCCGAGUUCCAGAAACUGGCAGAACUCUACGGAGAGGCAGAUUCAGAUGUGACGACCUAGUCUGUGAUUUCACCACUGUUCAAACCAAAUCUGUUUGAAAUCCGUUUUUCAAGUUUUCAGUGAACAAUAUAAACAGAUGCUUUCAAACUGUCGUGGUGGUUUUCAACUUCUACUGUUGAGCUAAAAAGACUGCCCUAUUUUUUUUUUUUCCCUUUCCCCUUUUUCAUUUUGUCGCUUUGGAUCAUGGGUCGUUCAUCUGGAAGAUAUUAAAAUCAGAUUAUGGGAUGGAAGAACAACAAUAUGGGGAAAAAGGAAAAUAUUUUCCUUGGUGUAUAUUUUUUAUUGCUCAAUAAAGUCCUGAAAUCCAUAUGAGUGGAUAUGUGAAAGAAUUGUACGUGUCUUCUUCCUCCAAGAAUGGAUAUACAGGGCAGCUUGCAGUUAAGAUUGUGAUGGUGGGAGGCAAAAAGGUGUUCAUGAUUCACCACGCAGAGGAUGAUGCUGAGCCAGCCACAUGCACAAGAACGACACCUCCAGUCAGAUGAGCUUAGAGUAUGUUUCGUGUCAUUCAUUCCGUGUUGUCGCAAUCUCUGGAGCGCUCGCUGAAAAUAUGGGAAUACAUGUGCUUCUCUGAUAUGAGCUGAAGAGAGGCAUGGCAACGCAGAAUGACACUUCUAAAACACAAUUAGCAUAUUAUGUAAUUAUUAUAUUUAGCAGGUCAGGUGUAUGUAA